GAGAGCCCUGGUCGCGCACGGCUUUUAAGUGCGCAACCUCGGAAGGGUUCCUCAGUGUUCUCCUGACAGGAACCGACAACCAGGGACCGGUCACGGGGGAGGUUGGCUCUGCGGGCAUCAGCGUGGCCUUCUGGGCAGGCCCACGGAGCAUGGGCCUAGGGUGGACUGGGCGGGAACCAGUCACAUGCUCAGCGGGGUCUCCAGAGGCGCAGAGUAGGGCCGUUGGCGCAUGCGCUCUGAGGAGCCCAAGGUGCGUCAUAUGCUACCGGCGAAGCUCAGUUCCUGAGAGAGGCUCAGUCCCUCAUUGGUUCAGGCGGGCCUGCCGGGCUCGCUUGCUCCGGUGCAGGCUGGGAGUUCAGGCUGGGCGGGAACCAGUCAUGUGCCCAAGUGACCUCAGGGGUCCAGGUAUUUGGGCACGUGCAUUGGCGGAGCCAUGCAGUUCUAAAGGGCAAAGAGCCAUUCAAAGAAGCCUAAUUGACUAGGUAGCCUACAUAGCGUCAAAGGCUUGCAGCAGUGUUCCCUUGACUGGAACAGACCAUGUGCUGGUAUGUUUGCGCAGGCGCAUUAGGGCUACACCGUGAUCUAAGGGGUGGAGCUUUGUGAGGGAGCGUUCAUUGGCUAGAAUAACUAUGUGCUCGCCAGCGUCCUCUUGGUGGGAACCAAUCACUGGCCUCGAGGCCUCACCCAGUGUGUGUUUGCGCAGGCGCUCUGUGUAUCCCGAGGUGCAUUGCACGCUGGGGUGCAGUUUCGUGUAGAUCCCACAGAUUGCCUGCGAGAAGGUGAGAGCGAUCAAGAUGGGGUCAGAGUCUGAGGGCGGAGGAGCCGUGCAGGCAGUGGACGAAGGCGCAGGUGUGGCGGCAGCUGCAGCAGGCGGGGCAGUUGCAGUGGUUCGUGUCGCCGGCGAGGUCGGGCCCGGUGGUCCUGGUGGUCCUGGUGGUCCUGGAGGCCCAGGAGGCCCUGGAGGCCCGGGUGGCCCUGGGGAUCCUGAAGACCCCGAUGGCCCUGGCGAUCCUGGGGGUCCUGGCGUCGCGGGAGAGGCAGGUGUUGCAGCUGGUGGCCUCCUUCAGAUUGAGCGUGCACCGCAGGUGCCAGGGCCAGGUGGAGAUGCUGCACCUGCAGCUGGAGGCCCAGAUGAUUGACUGCUGAAGACCCUAGCGAACUCCAAAUUUCUGUCACCUUCUAUCUUGACCAGCUUUCCCUGGUGGUUCAGACCAUACAGCGCUUUGUGCCCCCAUUUUUUUCGCUAAGCCUCAGCAGGGAAAAGGGGGCUAAGUCUAACCUCAAGUCCCAUCUUUGGUGGGUCCUUCUCUAGGACAAUGAUUCCUGCAAUAGUUGCCAAUUUACUGUGGGGGCCUAAUUUUGUUCUAUACUGACCCUUGUGCCUCAAGGUCCAUUUAUUUUGUUUGGUAAUGUUUGUUACUGCAGAAAAUAAAUCUGAGAUACUAUUCCAA
Messenger RNA from Microcebus murinus (gray mouse lemur), 1451 nucleotides. RefSeq names its product Pro-X-Gly collagen triple helix like repeat containing (gene PCOTH). Lineage: Eukaryota; Metazoa; Chordata; Mammalia; Primates; Cheirogaleidae. The record is from RefSeq and is a predicted model, not a curated record.